Molecule: messenger RNA, 838 nt
Organism: Pan troglodytes (chimpanzee)
Lineage: Eukaryota; Metazoa; Chordata; Mammalia; Primates; Hominidae
Exons: 5
Coding region: 1-687 (228 amino acids)
Source: RefSeq, a predicted model, not a curated record
AUGCCAGACACUGGCCUGCAGGGCCGACUCGGAAAAGAGGGGAAUUUCGGUGGAGCGGAGCCGGCGGGGUGGAGGGGGUGGCGGGGGCGCAGGGAAGGGCUGCGGCACCGCGUGCUCCCGCCGGCGUAUCCCUACGCGGCUCCGCGCGGCCUCGGGGUCCGAGGCCCGCGGAGAGGGGGAGGCGAGCGCCCGAGGGGGCGGCAGCCGGCGGGCGGGGCGGGGGUGGGUGGGCCCGGCCCCUCCGAUUGGUCGACGGCGAGAGAGACGCUCCCGCACGCCGCCAGCUCUGAUUGGCCCAGCGCUUCUGCCAGACAGAUGGAACUCUCCAGCAUGAAAAUCUGCGCAGCCAUUCCAACAAGCAGGGCUCUGCCUGAGGUUGUCCGAAGGAUGCCGAGGAAAAGGAUAUCAGGACUGGAAUGGCUCUUACAGCAAGAUCCAGGUUUUUCAUUAGUCAAUACAGUGAAGGCUGGCAUGAUCAUCAGCUUCCCAUCCAAUAAUAUCUACUCAUCAGUGUGCUGUUGUCAAUCAGAGAUUUUCAAGUAUGAGUUCUCCAACUCAAAGAAAAGUAGCUGGAUCCAGGAAGAAAGGCAUUUGGGGAGGAACAACGUUCUUUACAGUGCUCAUGAUGUGUCUCCAGAGAAAGUUACUUCAGCACUAAAAAAACAAACAAACAAACAACAACAAUAAACAACUUUCCUCUACAGUAUCUUCCAGGGUCUAAACUAUUAGACAGGUUCCUAAGUUUAUCCAGAUCUCUCCUAUGUCUGAAUUCUUGGUCAUCUUCCUUGCCUCUGGCUCUACAGGUAAAGAAGAAAUAAUAAUAAAGGAACAAAAAUUA